AUGAAGCUCAUCAUCACAGGCGCGACGGGCUACGUCGGCAAAGAGACUGUGUCUCAAGCGUGCAAGCAUCCGGGAAUCACCACGGUUGUUGCGGUCUCCCGAGCGCCGAUUGCGGCUCCCGAAGGCACACCGGUGGGCAAGUUCAAGAGCGUCGUCGUGAGCGACUACGACCAGUAUCCCGACGAGGUGAAGAAGGAGUUCGCCGGCGCCGGCGCGUGCAUCUGGACAGUGGGCAUCACACCCCCGAGAUCCAUCGUCGUUGGCCCGGAGGAGGCGAAGCGCAUCUCCCGCACAUCGACGCUCGUCGGCAUGCAAGCGCUCGCAGACGCGUCCCCCGCCAACCCGUUCCGAUUCCUCUACAUGAGCGGGUCCGCGGCCGUCCGGGACCAGACCGCGAAGGUCGACGGGGAGUUCGCGGACUUCUUCCUCAUGCGUGGCGACGUCGAGAAUGCGGUCUUCGAUUUGGCGGGCACGCUCGCUAGCUUCGAGGUGUGUGUGGUGCGGCCGGGGAUGAUCGUUGAGCGCGUCAAGGUGGAGGAGUCGCGCGAAUUCGCGACGAAGAAUGGCUGGCCGAUUAUCGCCGUGGAGGAUUGUGUUGGAUCGAUGCUGCAUCUCGUCAUCAACGGAUUCGAGCAGGAGUCGGUGUCGAAUGACGAGAUGGUGGCGGUUGCAGAGCGAAUCUAG
Messenger RNA from Mycena citricolor, 684 nucleotides. The record is from the annotation of a GenBank genome assembly. Lineage: Eukaryota; Fungi; Basidiomycota; Agaricomycetes; Agaricales; Mycenaceae.